AUUGAUUAGAUGAUUUUAAUACUGAUAAUAAAGUAAAUAAAUUUAAUUUAAAUGAAAGAAGCCUUUUCUCCAAAAUUCAGAUUUGCUUUCGGUUCUACAUGCUCAACUCUAGCACCUAUUUAACCUUACAUUUCGGAUCCCAUUUAGUUCAAGUAUUAUAUAAUAUUAAAGAUAUCAUGUAGUACCUGCUACUUGAAUCAUUUUAGUUUAUCAUAACAGACCUUAAGGCUAUCAUUACUGGGAUUACUAUUGAAGAAGCUUUCUAUCUAGCGUUAGUUCUUAGACAAUCGACUCAAAAUUCAGAUUUCGAUAGAACUCAUAAAUUCAUAGGAACUAACUCUAAAUUUUUGGUAACCAACUGGAAGAAGUCAUCCACUCUGCCCAGCAAAGAAACAAAAACAAUAGGAAUUUAGGAAACAAUCCAUCUUGGCUCCCUUAAACCAACAUGGAGCCGUGUGAUCCCGGCCCGGAAAAAGCCAUGCGACAGUACCUAUCCCAACUGCUAGAGACGGGCACCACUCGAUCUGCAGGAUGCCUAGACCGCUUCAUAAUGAAGGGUAUGACCAAUUUUCCGCCUUCGUCGUCCAUCGAGGCAAAGGCCUCGCGUUGCUCGCUUUUCGAGCAGCUCUUAUGCGGCGGAAGCCGGAAAUCGGAGCGUUUGCUUGUGCCCGAUCUGGCCACAGAAUGGUUUCGCAAGCAGAAAGUUUUUCUGGACAAGUUGACGCCGGAAGAGCUGGCCGCAUUAAGUGACGGUUUGGCGGAUAAGAAUAGCAAGGGUUCUGGCCAGAAGCAGGAACACCAAGGGCGGCGUUGUUGCUCUCCAUCUCGCCAACAAGCCAGCAAGUGCGGAUAUUCAGGUCCAGUAGCAACUGAAAAGAAGGAUACCCAGGAUCUAGUAGGCAAGGUUGCAGCAUGUAUUCCUACCACGGAACCCCGCGUGGGCAAUCCCUUUCUGCUCUGCAAUAACCAAACGGAGGAAUCUGGAAACACAACUCCCAGUCGAAGUACCAAACGAGGCAAUUGCUUCUACCUGAAACCUAGAGCUGGUUCAUCCUGUGACUGCAUCUUCCAGGCCGAUGGACAACCCAUGGCCAGUGAUUGCUUACGAGCGCGACGGACGGAGCCGCUGUUGCCGCGCCUGCGUCGCAAGUUCGACUUGCGCCAGGCGCCACAACGUCGGCUCGAUCCGGCGCGCUUUCGACGCAUCUCGCCGGAGUUUUUUCGCAUCCUGUCCAGCUACGAGGCAGCCAUGAGCGAGAGUUGUCCGCUUUACGGCAUAUCGAUGCAUCACUGGGGUGAUACCGAAGCCUGUUGUCCAUGCGGAGAGCGUCAUCCCCAUUUGAAGAAGCGCUUUCUGGGCGAUGAUACUGUAGCCACUGCCGCUGUGCCUCCAUGUUGGGCAGGAUUAGAGUCUAGGCAUCCAGAGAGGGAGUGUCAGGAGACCGUGCAGACCACCAAAAAUAAUACAGAGAAGCCUUCACCGCCGGUCAAGAAGAAUGUUGCUAAGGGAGCUCCUUCCAAGGAGCAAACAGGUAAAAGGGAAAAGAAGAUCGGGACUCAUGGAAACAGGGAUGGAGCAUUGUCUUCUGAGGGCGAGACCCAGGAACAACAGCGUUGGGCGCAGGAAGACGAACAGCAAGGGAACGAGGAGAGGCAGGUGGAUAGGCAGAUGGAUAGGCAGACGGAAAGGCAGGUGGACAGGCAGGCGGGUUGGCAGACGGAUAGGCAGACGGAUAGGCGUAUGGAUAGACAGAUGGAUAGGCAGGAGGAGCGGAAGGAUGGAUGGCAGGAUGAAAGCAAGCAGACAGUCGAAUCGUAUGAGUAUCGUCGGGCUGAAGAUCGGCAGUGGCGAAGGGCUAACGAAACGCCUAAUCCUAAUCCAAACCCUAAUCCGCCAGAGAGGCGAAGGAUAUUCCAGAACUGCUUCCGCCGUCAGCCGCCGACAUAUAGGACUGGUUACAUUCCCUCAAAUUUUGUGCCACUGCCGGCUAAACAAUGUACUUCCUCGUCUCAAACAUGUGCUCCGUGUUCUUCUCCAUCUGCUUCGAUUGCUAAUCGCCAUUCUUCUCCCUCGGACUCCCCUCAAACUCAAAGUGGACACCAACCCAAGGGCAUUCUUGGCGGAUUCACUGGUAUCUGUAAGCGCUGCAUCGAGCCAGGACGCCAUUUGCUUUACAACAUGAAUGGCAAUUACCAGCAGAACCGGGAGCGGUACGAACAGAUGCGUCAGAACAAGAAACGGCAGGAGGAGCGCCAAACAAAGGUCCUCGCCUCGCAGCCGGCGCCGUGCAGUUGGAAAAAGGGGAAGGAAUGUUGGAAUGCGACGGUCGAUGAGGGGGUCAGCAGUACCACCUUAAGACCCCAAGUCCAUCCUGACUCUGACUGCCAGAACUGUCCCCAGACAGACGAAGCUGUCCAGUCGAAAAGCGAUCAGUCUUUGCCGUUUCGGACACCCGCUAGCGAGCGCACUUUGGCGGGAUGGAGUCAAACGGCAAACCAGAAUUCUAGUGAUCAGCAGCAAGUAGGCGUGGCAGAAAGCCAACUAUACUGUAAAUGCUGUCUACCGCAGGAGUCCUUCCAACUACCGCCAGCCAACAGAUGCACAUGUACGCCUGAUAACCCAGAACAAGAGGUGCUCCAAAGUUCCGAGGUUCAGAGGAAGUCUUCCAGCGAGGCGGACUACGCCAAAUGCGGUCAUCGUAUUCGAGCCUGCUAUAUGGCUAACGACUUCCACCAGCUAAUGCGACGGGUGGCCAAAAAGAGACCAAGAGCUAAGAGCCAAGCUUCUGCUAGAACUAAGUCGUCGAGCCCGAAACCUUCAAGUAGAGCUCCAAGCAAAUCGAAAGAGCAACCUGUUAAACCAGAUGUGUCAGCAGUUUCUCCCAAAUCCCCGAUAAGCAAGCGUGCGCGAAGUAAAUCUCCAUGUACAUGUCCGGCACUACAACCCAAGGCCCCAGUCAAGACCCCAGUCAAGACCCCAGUCAUGACCCAAGCUAAACCAAAAGUUAAGCCGAAGCCAAAAGGCCGGUUAACAAGUGUUUUCCCAGAGGAAGGCAUCACCAAGCACAUGGCUAUCACUCCAGAUCCCGCGGAGGCUCCUAAGCUUCGGUGUGUUCGGAAAAUCAAGAAAAACAAUGAAAGUCGUGGGUCCAGCCAGGACUCUGCAAGAAGAUCCUCUUCCGCCAAGGGCAACAGUUCCCUUAGCCUGAAUAUCUGCCAGGCGCGGAGCGAUAUUCCAUCACUAAGAAACCAUUCCCAGGAGAAACCAAGAAGCACUCAAAAGGAGGUUCAAAGCCCCUAUUCUUCAAGUCCCAGUUCCCAUCAUCAGAAUGAGAGGAAUCCAUCUAGAAAAUCACCAAGCAGAGAUCGAAAACAGGAUUGGAGGGAAAGUCAAGCAAAGAGCUUCCCACAAGAGCUGCCUUCAAAGUGGAAAGCAAGCCCAAAAAGGAGUAAGAAGAGAUCACCCUCUUGCUAUUCCUCCUGCAGCUCCUCUGGACGAUCGCGUAGAGGUCGUUCCUCCAGCAGUCACCGCUGUAUGUCCGGACAAGUCAGUGCAGUAAGUAAGUUUUCCAAGUACAAGUCCUGUUCGACUUCGGAUGCUCCUAACAUCUCGGAUGCUUCCCACUGGUCACAAAAGAGUUCAGAUGGUUAUACUAGGGAGAAUCCACCUAAGAAGCCGGAGCGAAGGCAAAGAUUUGAGUCAAAAUCUUCUUAUCCCUCAACCUCAGAUGGUUACUCCAAUCAACAUUCGGGAGUGUGGGAGCUGGAGAAUCGCCCAGCACCUGGCCAAAGUUCGUCCUUAAAGUCGGCCAUGAAGAGGACGACUCCAUUUCAACGGCCAGCUAAACCAGUUUUCGGCCUCAGUGCAGUAGAUCCCUCGCAGAGCAACUAUUUCCCCAGCAAUGCUCCUUCUCACUUGGAAACGGGUCGCCGCUACUACACCGACACACAGCCAGAAGGCCAGACGACGGGUUCCCAGUGCAGCUGUCGCUCUUUACGCUCCACUAGCUCCAUCCGGGCACUUUGCUCCAAUACUGAAAGUGUACGGUGUCCCUGUGCUCCGGCACCAUCGGUGGCCAGUGUAGAGCCACCUCAAGAGGUAAUCAAUGCGGAGGAGGUGGAUGAGCAGUACUCUUGCUGCAGAUACCACAAUCCUUCUCUGGACAAGCUAGUGGAGGAACCAUAUCUCCAGCCCAUUACCUCUCCUCCUCCGUGCACCUGCAGACACCCAAAGGCAAAGUUCUUUAGUGAAACUCUAAGAUGGGAGCCACAACAGCACCACCAUGCCCGCACUCUACUGCAUACCCAUCGGCCGCCGCCUCCUAAGCCCCAGCCAUUGGAAAGAUAUCCUCAGUGCCAUGCACAGAACGCACCCGUAGAGCAGGAGUGGGUUCCUGACUAUCCAGCCCCGUGUUCCUAUCCAGACGUUACUAACCAAAGUUGGGAAGAUCAGGUUGAUAGUCCGCCAUAUUACGGACAAAAUACGUAUCCCAUGCAGGAGGUUCUGCACGAGAAUAGUCAAAGGAAUAGCUCUUACCCAGGUCAAACGAACGGCAUUACCAGGCGAGGAAGGGACAGAGCUGGUGCCAUAACCGCCGCUGCCCAUGGUCUUCGAGGUUUGGUCAAAGCUUUGGGGGGACCUCGACAUAGGUCGAAGCGCAAUCCCCAUUUGGAUUUAUAUCAACAAGGUGGCUAUUGUGAGGACCAGGUGGCGGUAGGAAAGCAGUGCCCGACUACCUCAAGAUCUCAAAAUCAUCUCAGGGCAGUUCACCCAAAUAAUACUUCUCAUUACCAAGAUCAAGAGCCUAUCUACAUGGGAGCAUCUACUUCGGCAUACCAUCCCAGAAACAAUCACUUGGAGAAUCCCAAUUUCAACAGCUACCAGGGAAGGAACCACAUCAUGGUUGAUGAAGGGAACUACCAGCCAGCAGUGCUCGGCGGAUGUAACUCAAGAAGAAACACGGAUAGGGAACGAUCCUGGUUUCGAAUGCAAGCUGGAGAAGAUUUUCAAACCGAGUCGAAGCUUAAAAGAACCACUCAAAUCCCCAAAGGAGGACGACAAUCUGGAGGAUCUUCCACCCACAUCGAUGAACCCACGCCCCUGGCCAUAUUCUUGGACAGUUUGCUGGCAAAUCGCGUCGCGUCUGGAAAUACCCAGCAGUCUGCUCCAAAAAUGGUUCCCCAGAGAAGAAAUCGCUAUACCUCGUCUUCCAGUGAUGAUGACGCCGAUGCCGAUGACAGUCUGGAUUGGCGACACCUAAGACAACGCAGACCCUCCGAGGAGACCAUGGUAAUACCAUCCACCUACACAGGUCUCCUUGAAGAGCAAGUCCUAGGCGAAUAUCUGCCCAGUCCACGGUCCAAGCGAAGGGCAAAAGACGAACUGCAGCAGGGUUUAAAGAGAUCAAAAUAUCAAUAAACCUAAUCCAAUAAAGUAAAUGUGAGCUAUCCUGA
Molecule: messenger RNA, 5454 nt
Organism: Drosophila eugracilis
Lineage: Eukaryota; Metazoa; Arthropoda; Insecta; Diptera; Drosophilidae
Exons: 2
Coding region: 446-5419 (1657 amino acids)
Source: RefSeq, a predicted model, not a curated record